AGCACGCAGGAUGUGGGGGGGAAAAGAGGACUUCUUCCCAAGUGGGGCUGUCCUGAGAGAGCUGCUGAUGUGAUCUGAAGUGGCACUCAUGCUGAGGUUUUCACUUGCAGAGAAUGUAGCCCAAUUAGAUUUAUUGCUAAUCCAUCAUAAGGAGAGCGCAGGCAAAACUUGCUGCAGGACAGAGCUGCAUGUUUGUUCUUUCUUCCUUUUUUUUAUUAUUAUUUUUUUCUCAUCAAGAGCUUCAGGCCUGUUUUAACUGCUGCCUACUUUAAGGAUGUGACAGUGCGAACUUUGGAGACACUCUGGGCAAAACAGGUUUUGGUGGAGAUUCAUGGCAAAAUGCAGAGUCGUAGUGGGUGACCAAAAGCAAUUUGGAGGCACAAUGUCUGCCAACCAGAGCAUGAACCGUCGCAGCGUCUACAAUUACUUCCUCAACAUGGUGGCCUAUCAGAUAUGCUGCUGCUGUGGGCCUGCUCCCUGCUCGCUCUGCUGUGCCUUCUGUCCUCCAGUCAAAUCGUCCACUAGUACACGGAUCAUGUACACCAUCUUUCAUAUCAUGAGCUGUGCUGUGUCCUGUCUCAUGCUGUCACGCACCGUCUCUGAACUCGUAAGGGAAAAUGUGCCUUUCUUCAACGUGGUGUGUGAUCAGGCACAUGGUGGAGGUCAUUGUGAAAUGCUCGUAGGCUACUCAGCAGUCUACAGAGUCUGCUUUGGCACUUCUUGUUUCUACCUAAUGAUGGCCAUCUUCCUCGUAGAUGUGAAGUCGAGUCAGGACUUCAGAGCACUCAUACACAAUGGUUUCUGGUUCCUGAAACUCAUCACCUUGCUUGGAAUGUGUGCUGCUGCCUUCUUCAUCCCAACAGAGUCAUUCCUCCAUGCUUGGCAUUACGUUGGCGUGGUGGGAGGAUUUGCCUUCAUCCUCAUCCAACUUAUCCUCAUCACAGCUUUUGCACACACCUGGAACAAAAACUGGCUUACUGGAGCAGCAGAAAAUAAACGUUGGUAUUUGGCAGUGAUGUGCGCCACCCUUUUCUUUUACACCAUCGCCACGAUGGCCUUCACCUUCAUGUACAAAUACUACACACACCCCAUCGCUUGCCCGUUCAACAAAGCCCUGCUGUGGAUCAACUUGGGACUCUGCUGCCUCAUGUCCUUCAUUGCUGUCACACCAUGCGUAAAACAGAAACAACCUCGAUCGGGGCUCCUUCAGGCCUCCAUCAUCAGCUGUUAUGUCAUGUAUCUCACUUUUUCUGCAUUGUCUAGUCGCCCUCCUGAAAAAGUUGUGUAUCAGGGCAUGAACAUGACGGUAUGCUACCCCAGUGUGGGGCAAAAUGGCAUCCAGAAUGAGGGCAAUGCUGUGGCCAUCAUCGGUGCGGCAAUCAUGUACUGCUGUGUUCUUUUCGCAUGCAACGAAGCGUCCUACCUUGCAGAGGUGUUUGGUCCAUUUUGGAUGAUCAAAGUUUACCGUUAUGAGUUCCAGAAAGCCACCUGCUGUUUUUGCUGCCCUGAAGAGGAGGAAGUCGAGGAAGAGUUUGUUGUUGAUGAUGACCACAAGGGCUGUCAGAAGGUUAUUCAUAAUGAGACGCAGAGAGUGGCCUACAGCUACUUCUUCUUCCAUUUUGUCUUUUUCUUGGCCUCGCUCUAUGUUAUGAUGACCCUCACCAAUUGGUUCAGCUAUGAGUCGGCAGUGCUAGAGACCACCUUCACCCACGGGAGCUGGUCUACGUUUUGGGUGAAAAUGUCAUCGUGCUGGGCCUGUGUGAUCCUCUACCUCUGGCUGCUGCUGGCCCCCUUGUGCAGCUGCCAAAAUGAUUCCAGACCUCGCCGAUCCCGCAUCAAACGUCGCUCUCCAUCAUCCCGUCACGUCACGGUCAGCGUCUGAUAAACAGCGCAGCGGACGCGAGGUCGGUCACAUGAGUCCAUUCCUCUUCAGGGAUGCCCCGUCGAGGUAUCACGGGAUGGAGGUCACAUGGUUCACAGGUCAAUGACUCACAUUGCUGUGAGAUGGUUUAAUCAGUGAACCAAUAUGACUUCAUGUUAACGCCUGAUGUCAGAAGCUUAAUGAAGACUUGACUGUACAAAUUGCCAAAGUGAACAGAAGUGGUGAACUGUUACUCGAUAUGGUGAUAGAAAAUACAGUGAAUAGAUGAUAGAAUAGAAUGCACACAUUUUGUCACUUAAAGAGAAAUUUCAGAUCAUUGUAGAAAUGCAACACAGGACUUGGCCACUGUCACACUACCAGUCUUCAAUAGCAUCACAUUUUUGCUUUGAGCUAGAUAUUGGUCCAAGCUGAUGUUGGUGAUAACAUGUUAUCAUGCUUAUAUGAUGUACAAUAUGUACACCUGUUUACUUUUCUUUUUUUAAAGACAACUGGUCAUCAUGUGCUGAUGGACCGAGGGAGUUUUCUAUUACACAUCCCCGGUGUACCUGACAAUGUGGUGACAGGAACUAGACGAGAACUUAGACCAGGUCCAAGUUGUGAUUUUGGUGGAUUUUAUCCAGGUGCAGACAGAUUCUGAUUUCCGUGGGCAUGUGUCCAUUGGAUUUCAUUCCUACUGUAAAUAUGACUAUAGCGUGGGACAAUCUAUAACAGUCAUUGUAGAAAAUGAUCAUCUUAAAAAUAUUUUUGCAAGCACCCUCCUGAUCGUAUCACAACCAUGGGUGGAGGUUGUCACAUAGGCUACACAAUCGGGGGUCGAAGACCAUCUCCAAGUGCUCGCUCCGCAGCUGCCAACUUUACGUCAUCUCUGAGUGAUCUUUUUUUGCAUUUUCUUUUACAUGUAUUCUAAAAUACACUUCAAGAUUGAUCUCCUGCAUAUUGGGCAUAUUCCAUUUAUGCCCUGCGAGUGGCUGGUAACCAGUUCAGGGUGUCCCCCGCCUACUGCCUGAUGAUAGGGUCCAGCAUGCCCGCGACCCUCGUGGGGACAAGCGGUAUAGAAAACGGACGGAUGUAUAUUCCAUUCAUGAUUGUUCAAAAUUUUUUUUUUUAAACAUAUAUGAUCAUUUUGACUAAAUAAUUUGAGAAAGAAAGUUAGAUAAUACACAUUUAUUAAUCAUAUGUGUCUGUUCUGUGUGAAAAAGUAUUUCAAUAUAUUUCACAACAAGAAGCUGUAAAAAUUGCCCUGUCUUUGCUACGUUGUAAUGUUACCCUGCUUAUAUCAGAUGUCCUUUAACAAUAUAGCCUAUGGCUCCCCCGUCCGACAGGUGUGUGGUAGAAUUGCUUGUUAUUAUUAUUAGCAAAAGUCAUUUUUCAACAAAACGUGUCUGCUUUGGACAGAAUCUUACAAAGCUGAGUCAAUUGAUAUAGAUCAGGGGUGUCAAAGUCAUUUUUUUUGCGGGGCGUAUUGUAGUCAUAGCUUCUUUCGGAGGGCCAUUAUGACUGCAAACCCAAAUAAAUGUAUGAGCACCUACCUCAUCUUAUAUACAGUAAAAUCGACAAAACAAACUGACAAAUAACUUGUUUUCAAAUCAGUCGAGUAAAAACUGGUCAAAUAUAAAAAAAAAGGUUAUUAAAAUUGAAGACAAUUUGCAAUUCUAGGAAUGACACACGAAUUUGACGCACAAUUUGUCUUCGCGGGCCACAUACAAUGAUGAGGCGGGCCUUAUCUGGCCCCCGGGCCUUGACUUUGACACCUGUGAUAUAGAUGCUCAAAUCUUGUUUUUUGAUGUCCUUUAAAACUGUUUAAUUGUCACAAAACAAACUACUACUUUGAAAUAAUAAUAUUGAACAUGGGUGUUGAUAGACUCCGACACACCCGUGAUCCUCAUGAAGAUAAGCUGUAUGGACAAUGGAUGGAUGCGUUAUAACAAAUGAGUACAAAAAAAACCCUGUAAGCAUUAUUUUCAUUCACUUCAAAACAACAUCAGAGCUAAAAACAUUAUUGUCUGGCCAAAAGCCAAAGAUCUAUUUGUUUUGUAAAUAGGAUAAAGGACAAAUAGGAUUCUAAUCCUCUAGACAUCAUUUGAAGUGUUACUGAGCAAUAAGGCAGCUAAAAAGGAACACAAUGAAUAAAUAUGCAAUAAAGAAGACUCUGUUUUAAGUGUCAGUAGGAUAUUUCUUGUGUCCGCUAAAUCUCUGGUGAUCAGUUCACCCAUUAGGCUCUGGCGUCUCCGACUUAGAACACCUUAACUGAAAUUAGAAAAUGGAUGUAUGCUUUUCCUCUGAUAGCUUCAAAUGUGUUUUUGUUUACAUUGUAUUUGUGCAUUUGGUACCAUGAUGAUACAAAUUGCAAGGCAGCAGUGCUUAAUGAAAAUAUGUCCAGAAAGGAUAGAAACUUUCUGUCUCUUGCCUUCAGAAAGAGGUAUUUUAUGAUUAUUAUUAUCAAAACAAUUUAUUACUCCAUUUGAGAUUUAUUUUUCCUCAAUUCCUCUCUGUGUUUGGACAUGAUGCAGUAAGUGAAUGUAGCAGUGCACUUCAUUUUCUUAGUGAUAUCAUAUGAGAAAAAAAAAAUCCUGUGUUAAGUAUUUCCUAGCCUGGAUGGCAAAUCCUGUUGAGGUUCAUUGGUGUUACUCAUGUCACACUGCUACUGAAGGGAGCCCCAGCCUGACUGUGAUGACCCGCAAUUGAUGAACAGCAGUGGCUCAGUCUAAGUAUCUGUAGUUCAGUAGCAAGUAUCCACCAUUGUAGAGUUUACUCAUUUAAAAAAUAUAUACGUUUUUUGCAAAUCAUGCUUGCCUUCUGUCUUCUUCAUUUUUGUCGUUAAUGAAUAGCAGCCAUUAUUAGACAUUUGCAAGUUGUUUUUCAAUAAA
Messenger RNA from Syngnathus typhle (broad-nosed pipefish), 4749 nucleotides. It is a transcript of the gene serinc4, whose product is annotated as serine incorporator 4. The transcript is spliced from 11 exons. Gene Ontology annotation, cellular component: membrane. NCBI's taxonomy places the organism in Eukaryota, Metazoa, Chordata, Actinopteri, Syngnathiformes, Syngnathidae. The record is from RefSeq and is a predicted model, not a curated record. Bases 332 to 1882 code for a protein of 516 amino acids.